CUUUUAACAAUAUUUACAUCAAUUCUCAAUUUUAAAAUAGUAAACAAAUUAUUUAAAUUCUAAAAAUCUUCAAAAAAUUAGUCAAUCAAAAUGGAAGCCUGCUCCGUUCCAAACUGCAAACUCAAAUCAAGUCCAAAAUUUCACUCGCCACAAAAUGAAGCUAAAGCAAAUUUAUGGAGAAAAAUUCUCAAAAUCAACAAUAUUAAAUUUUCAAUUUGUGAUCAGCAUCUUUCGAUCAUUUGUCAAAGUUGCAUGAGAUCUUUUGAGCCUAAACAUUUCAACAAUACUGGAGCUAUGUUUGUGAUUGCUGAGAGAUUUAAGGAUAUCUUUAGGGAUGUUAUAGGAUAUGAGGUUUCAGUUGGUGUUGUCUGUUCAAAAUGUCACAAUUGCAUAACUGAUUUCGCAAAAUUUCGCAAUUAUGUCAGGAAACAGCAAGAGCUCAGGACGGAAAUAAGUGAAGAUUAUUCAGAAAUGCACAACAAUGAGCCAAAGGAAUAUACCCAAAUUGAAUUAGAAUCCAUUCAAAAUGAAGAUGCUUACAAUGAAGAGUCACAGUUUGAAGUUGUGGAGUAUCAAGAUGAAGAAUAUAUUGUUGAAAUGGCGGAACCUGAUGAAUAUUAUGAGGAUAAUGCAGCCAAUGGAUUAGAAGCAAAGCAAGAAGAUGUCGAGGCUACAAUUAAAUCUGAACCAAUGGAUCAUGUUGAAUGUACAAUCAACGAGCUAGUUGAUAUUCAGUCUUCAAAGAGACUUUAUUCAGCUACACAAGAUAACGAAGAAUAUGAAAAACCAGAAGCAAUAAUUAAAGUCGAGCCAAUUGAGUAUGAAUAUUCAGAUCUUGAGUAUCAAAUUCCUUCAAAUGAUUUACAAAAUGAAAUCGAAUCACAAUCAAAUCACUUUCCUAAGAUUUCAAAUCCACGAACAUUACCAGCUUCACAGAACUUAAAAAGAAAGAUUUUGCAUCCAGAAACAUCAAAAAUCUCAACAAGUUCACCAAAUUUAGUCCAAGCAUCCUUACGGUCCGCACUAGAAUCAUCAAAACAAGCAUCACCAGCGUCAAAACGAAUGAAAUUUCCACAAAGAAGCCUAAAAUGUCAAUAUUGCACUGAACGAUUUGACAACUGUGACUUAAUCUUAGAGCACAUUGAGGACAAACAUAAAUUUCAAUGUCCAACAUGCAACACUUCAUUCCCAUUUAAAAUUAAUUUAAUUCAUCAUCAAUUUAUGCAUCAUAAGGAGUCGACAAAGGAGCCGAAAAAUAAGAAUCCAGUGGUUUAUAAAUACUCGUGUAGUCAUUGCAUGAUGAAGUUCUCAACGAGUGACAAUUUACAGAUUCAUAUGAAGCAGCAGCAUAAUGCUGAAUUGAACAAAAUUAAAAUUUAUGUUGAAGAAGAACAGACUCCACCAUCUCUAUCGAGUAGAAUCCUGAACUCAUUCAAGAAGGCAAAGCCAGGACCAUCUGGAAUUAUAAAUAUCAAGAAAGAAAGUUGAUACAAUG
This is a messenger RNA of Chironomus riparius, 1495 nucleotides long. The record is from the annotation of a GenBank genome assembly. Lineage: Eukaryota; Metazoa; Arthropoda; Insecta; Diptera; Chironomidae.